CAUCCAGCAGUGCCGCAUGCAGUUUCCAGCUCUUAUUCUAGAACAGCGCCUUCGACCGGCAGCAUCUUUCCAUCAACGAUUCAAGGAUCUCACGCUUGGAUGAGCGUGAUCUCCAUCUUUCUGUGCUUUAACAAAUCUUUACUGAUCUGAGCCCAGGAGGCUCGCUCGGGUUGAAAGAGGACUGCACGGAUUCAGCAGUGGGACAACAACAAUUUCACAAUGAAGUUUUUUUUACUGCUUGCUCUACUGACACUUUGUCAUGCCAAGCCAUACACGCACAUCAACGUCAUCGACUUCAUGAGUGAUGACAUCAUGCAACAGGACGCAGAUGAUGACGACGAAGAUGACGAUUACAACGAUUAUGACGACGAUGACGACAACUUCGUGCCGGACUGUCCCGAGUUUUGCCGGUGCUCUAAAAGAGUUCUUCAGUGCUCAGAUCAGGGUCUGACCAAGGUGCCAAAGGAUAUUCCUGCAAACACGCAGCUCAUCGAUCUCCAAAACAAUGACAUCACUGAAAUCAAGGAAGAUGAUUUCAAAGGCUUGGAUCACCUUUAUGCCUUGUUUCUGCUCAAAAACGAAAUAUCGAAAAUCCACCCGAAGGCCUUUCGCAACAUGAACAACCUCAAGAUUCUCCACCUGUCGUACAACCUGCUGCCGCGAGUUCCCGAGAACCUUCCCACGAGCAUUCAGUCAUUGAGACUGCACGACAACCAGAUCAGCACCAUCCAGAAAGGAGCGUUUAAAGGAAUGCAAGAGCUCAAUGUUUUAGAACUGAGUGCGAAUCCAAUUGCAAACAGCGGGAUUGAAGCAGGAGCCUUCGAUAACAUGGCGACCCUCUACUUGAGAAUAGCCGAAUCAAAGCUAACAGCUGUGCCUAAAGAUCUCCCGUCCUCACUCACCGACCUCCACUUGGAUUACAACAAGAUCGCCAAAGUGGAGUCCGAAGAUUUCUUGCGAUUGAAAAAUCUACAGAGUUUGUGGCUCGACUUCAACCAAAUCAAAUACGUGGAGAACCGAACCUUUGCUAGCAUUCCCAAAGUCAGAGAGAUUCAUCUGGACAACAAUAAGCUGAAAAAAGUCCCUCCAGGCUUCAACAACCUAAAAUAUUUACAGGUGUUGUACUUGCACUCCAACAGCAUCGGUUACGUCGGAGUAAAUGACUUCUGCCCUUCGAGAGCCCGGGUAAAGAAGACCCCCUACACCAGAAUCAGUUUAUACGCCAAUCCUGUAAAAUACUGGGAGAUGCAGCCGCACUUUCGCUGCGUGUCCAGCCACAACUCUGUGCAGCUGGGCAACCACAGAAAAUAAGCAGCGACACCAUCUUUCCACUGGAGGGCAGCAUUUCGAAGCAAUAUCAUCAUAAACUCAAUCAAAUAUCUUUUCAGGGGUGAUGUACAAAACCAUAGAUUAACCAAUUUACCAGCACCAGCAAACUUAUUACUUGAAUUUGGACGUCUGGCAUGACAUCUAGUCCAGGAUGUGGGAUGAAGUUAAAUUGGGCUUUUUAGAUACCCUGUCGAGAUUUAUCUAUACUUGUGUGCAAUAAUUUCAUAGGUUUUCAUAGUAAUUGUUUACAUUGAUUUCCAUUACGUUAACGUAGUGAGUGUCUAGAUCGACUGACAAUUCUGAUGUUCUCAAUUAUUUGUUAGCAUAAAGGAACGAGUGUUAUGAAUCGAAAAUAAAUACAAUUUACAAAGUCGGUUUGUUCAUUGUUUUUAAGAUACGUUGUGUAUUUUAUAAGAGCGGGCAUUAUUCUUUUGUACCUAUUAAAUGUUCGGUGAUGUUUUAUGAACUGUCAUUCAACAUUGUUUGAUUCAUUUCGGAUACUGCAUGCUGUGUUGUUUAACUCUUUAUUUGUUGCGAAUGUUUUCUAGUAUCAAAUAUGUUAUAGACAGGCAGUCUGUCGGAUCACAAAACAAAAAUGUCUGAACAUUUAUCGGCACGGAUCACCUGCUUGGUCGUGGUUUUAGGAAAUGAUUUACUGUACCAGACAUUUGCAAAAAUGAAAUGAGCGCUUGUUGGCCAGCU
Messenger RNA from Triplophysa dalaica, 2031 nucleotides. RefSeq names its product asporin (LRR class 1) (gene aspn). Lineage: Eukaryota; Metazoa; Chordata; Actinopteri; Cypriniformes; Nemacheilidae. The record is from RefSeq and is a predicted model, not a curated record. Gene Ontology annotation, molecular function: protein binding.